Molecule: messenger RNA, 4808 nt
Organism: Diceros bicornis minor
Lineage: Eukaryota; Metazoa; Chordata; Mammalia; Perissodactyla; Rhinocerotidae
Gene: ISM2
Product: isthmin 2
Exons: 6
Coding region: 971-2470 (499 amino acids)
Source: RefSeq, a predicted model, not a curated record
UCUAUGGCUGGCUUUCUGGUCAUCCUCCCCAGCACCUCCAGGGAUCUGCUAUCCCUGCCCCGAAACCUAGGCAGCCUUUGUGCUCCCUCCUAUGGCCUGGGGUAGGCAUCUUCCUAAUGCCUCUGAUUGCUCCUCACCCACCUGUCCAAACCACACCCCACCGCACCUGCACUGUCUCACUGCACUCAUACUCCCUAAUAGCCCACAUCCAGGCCACUAAAAUUGUCACUGCCCCUCAGAGUUCCUGAUCUUUAUCAUAAGCUGAGGUUUUAAUUUACGACCUGCGUGUUCUUCUACACAUGAGGGUCCCUGCAUGAGUGUCUCGCUGGAGGGGGUGGGUGGUCCCACCGUUUUAUCCAGGAUAAAACAGGAGACACCCAGUGGCAGGGCAGGAUCUUCUGACCACUCCCUCAAACGUGUCUAGCUGCUGUCCUUCUGGGCCUUUAUCCUUACAACUGAGUCUCAACUCUCUCCUGGUUUUUGAAGUGCUCUGAGAACAGCCCGAGGAAACUGGGCGCAGAUUGGCAGGUGUUCAUCUGGUCUCCACCUCCAGCAGCGGAGCUGGAAGAGCCUUGGGGGAGUGACUUCCAGGCCUUCCUCCCCCAGCAAAGCUACCUCGAGGCAUAAAUAAACAUUUGCCCAAGAUCUGAAGGCUCCCGCGUUGGGACUGAAGGCCGGGAGGCGGCCAGAUCAAAGGGAGCCGCCUGGGGGCCAAGGCUGGUCCGGGAGCGCCGAGGGACCACCCCUCUGGGGAGGGAGGGGGACAUCCCGGACGCUGACCCCGAGAGCAGCGCGGGCGUCCCCGCCGGAGCUGGGGCAGGAGAGGGCGGCAAGCCGCGCGCCCCCGCGGCCACCGGGCUCCCCUCGCGAGCCCCGCGCGCUGCUGCCCCGGAGGAGGCGCGGCGGGGCGCGCACAGACUCGGUGGAGCGGGUCGGAGGCGCCGGGCAGAGCAGCCUCGGGCGGGAGACGAUGCCUCGAUUGCCCGGCCGAGCGGGGCUCCUCCUCGGCGUCGUGCUGCUGACGGCGCUGCUGGCCGCGGGCCGAGGGCUCCCCCUGAGGACGCCGCGGGGCCCCGCGCCCCGGCCUCGGAGCCGCGCGAGGCUGGCGGAGGUCUUGGCCUCCCCAGAUCCCAGCUCUCCUAGAGAAGAGGAGGGGACACCACUGCUCCCCAGAACCCGCCUCCAGGCAGGGCCACACCAGCACAGGCGCCGGGCUCUCCCUGAGCCAGCAGCCCUGGCCCCCAACAAGGCAGCCCCUCCCGGGACCCUGGAAGACACUCCUUUGCUGCUGGAGCUGCAGAAGCUGCCAGGAUUGGCCAACACAGACUUGAGUGCCCCAAACCCCAAUAUCCAGGUGACCAUCGAGGUGGCAGAGGACCCCCAGGCCGAGGUGGAGAUGGACCUAUUGGCCGAGCCCAGCAAUCGCUGGCCCCAGGGCACCCCCAGCUGGCUGCCCGCCAAGGAGCUCUUUUGGCCCCUCUUCUGGGGCUACCUGGAGGGCGAGGAAGGGGGAACUGGUCUCAAGGGCAGAGCCCCAGGGGAACAGGAGGAGGAGGAGGUGGAGGAGGAGGACUACCCAGCAGAGUACAGUGAGAACAAGGACCAGGAGGGCAACGAUGACGAAGAGGAGGAGGAGGAGGAGCCUGAGUUCAGUGGAGCCUCAGGCAGCUGGGAGCAGGGCUGGCUGGCCCCUGGGGACUGGGCCUUCAAGGACCCAGACAGCUACGGCUAUGAGCUUCAAGAGGAGUGGAGCCCCUGGUCUCCCUGCAGUGGGAGCUGCGGCAGCAGCAGCCAAUGGAGGACUCGGCCCUGUGGCUACGCCUGCGCUGCCACCGAGUCCCGUGCCUGUGACCUGCCCCCCUGUCCUGGCACCAAGGACGAGGACCCUUUGGGCUUCCCCAGUGAGGGGUGGAAGCUCCUGGCCCACAAUGCUACGGACAUGCUUGGCCCAGAUGUGGACAGCUGUGAGAAGUGGCUGAACUGCAAGAGUGACUCCCUAGCCGAGUACGUGAGCCGGGUGCUGCGGGACCUGCCCAGCUGCCCAUGUGCAUACCCGCUGGAGGCCGUGUACAGUGCCGUGAGCCUGCGGGACGAGCACCAGGGCCGCAGCUUCCGGUGGAGGGAUGCCAGUGGCCCGCGGGAGCGCCUGGACGUCUACCAGCCCACGGCCCGCUUCUGCCUGCGCUCCCUGCUGUCCGUGGAGAGCAGCACCCUGGCCGCCCAGCACUGCUGCUAUGACGCGGGCAGCCGGCUGCUGACCCGGGGCAAGGGCGCCGGCGCCCCCGACCUCGUCAGCACCGACUUCUCGCCUGAGCUGCACUUCAAGGUGGACACGCUGCCCUGGAUCCUGUGUAAGGGGGACUGGAGUCGCUACCAUGCUGUGCGGCCCCCCAACAACGGCCGGGCCUGCGCCGACAACCCUCCGGAGGAGGAGUACCUGGCCCAGUUGCAGGAGGCCAAGGAGUACUAAUGAGGGUGCUGCUUUGCUAGAACUUUCCUUGCAGGCUCCUCACUCCGCCCCUGCCCAGACUGGGUGAGCACAAGGGCUCCCCUUGUGAGGCUGGUCUGGGGCCUGUGGACUGGAGGCAGGUCAGCACCCAGGUAUCUGUGGGGUUGGGGAGAAGGUUGAAGGGUAUAUAGAGCCCAGGGUGAGGGGAGGGAGCUCAGCCCCCAGGGUCCCUGGGGGUGCAGGGGAAAUGUGGGGGAGGGGCCUCCUCCUGCCUGCUGGAGGCGCUGUCCCAGCCUGGCCACUCGUUUUCUUCCUGGCCUCUUCUGCCCUGGCUCUGCUCACACCUGUGAGCUGGGCUCUCCACACACAUCCUGAUUCCCAGGACCUGCAGUGAAUCACUCACCCCAACCCCGAGGGCCACUCCUUUCAUCUGGCCCCACAGCUGCCCUUUGUCAGGCUGACAUCCAGCCCUGCGUGACCAGCCCUCCUUACCUCUGGGUGGUUGCACAUGGCUCUCUUGCCCCACCCCUGCUGGGAGCACUGCAUAGGAGGGUUUUUCUCAGCUCCAAGCUGCCUUUUGGUGGACUCCACUUUAGUCUAGGGCUGAAGGCUCCAGAUGGGAAAUGGAUCACGCAGUUCAGGUCCCUUUCUUUGUCCAGCCCACCUCUUCAGUCCAGAUUCUAAGAAUGUGUGGGGCUGGGAGAUGGCACUGCCCCAUGUGGGCACAACAGCCAGGCUUGGGGUGGGCUCAGAACCAGCUCAGGAGGAUGUGUCAUGUUCCUGUGGUGAGCUGGUAAACCAGUUUUGCAGCGGGGGGCGGGUGCUGAUUUGUAGCAUUUGGGCAAUUUCUGUGGUGUAAAUACUCCCACCAUCACCUACUUCAGGCUCCCAACAUGAUGUCACUGGAUGCGCAGAGCUCAGAGUUGGGAAGAGAGGCACAUAAUCGACUCUCCCAGUACAACUCGUGCCUCCUGCCUGCCUUCCCUCACCCCCCAAACACACUUCCUUGCCUUCUGUGGGGUUGAAAUGCUGAAGUCCCAACUGUCCCUGUUCACAAAAGCCUCUGAAAGGUAGGAGACUUCAGUCCUAAACCCUAGACAGCUGCCCUGAAGCUCUCUGGGAUCCUCAGCAAUAAAGCACUUUGUUUUCAAAUUCUGUCUGAUAAAGAAUUUGGGCCCCAGCAGAGCAGAGGGUGUAAGGAGCCCUUGCUUACAGCCCAAGCCAAGCUCCGUGGGUAGCGUCUGUGACUACCUAACCCAGCUGGGCAGGCAGAGCUCCUGGGGUGUAGAGGUUAGACUGGGAACGUGAGUUAUCCCUACUCCACCUUGGGACGGGCUGCCUGGAGGCAGGGAGGAGCUGGCUGGACCUCAGGGGUGCAUUUUCUCUAAGUUCUUUGGUCAGAGAAGUAAACUGCAUUUACUGUACGAGGAAGUGGCCCCACUUCCCCAAGUAAGUUGCCCCAAAGGGAUCCAACGCAGAGUUGCCCAGAGGACCACACCUGUAAGAUGACAGAGGGGGACCUGUACCCUGCCUUGGUUGGUACCCUUAUUAAACUCUCCACCAUGACUCCUGGCAUUUGGGGACGGACAGAGACACUUCAGGAAGUAGAAUGAGGCAAGUGUGUCCAGAGUCGCCUCCCGGAGAUGCUCAGAGAGCCAGAUGUUUCCGAUUACCAUCACACUUGGAGGUAAAUUUAUUAGUCUGGUCCUGGACCACAGUCUAAAAAUACUCUGAGGCAGCUAGAAUAUUGCAGGGUCGGAGAGGGCGGGAUUUCGGGUCACCAGAUGGGAGCAAAUUCACUCCCUUUCUCUUGCCUGGGGAAUUCAAUACAAUUAGCUUGGGCAUGUUUUAAUUAUUUUUUAGCAGAAACUUUUUUUUAAUAGCAAGAUAGAGAUAUCCCAGCAUCUGUUUUCACAGGAAACUGCUAAUUCCCCUCCUUUCUUAUAUAACUUAACCUUGACACUUAGUCUAAAUUUAAUCGAUACCUAGUGGUCAUCUAUUACCCAAACUGAAUGUAGCCAGCCACAUUUUUUUUUUAAUUUUUAUUUAUUUAUUUUUCCCCCAAAGCCCCAGUAGAUAGUUGUAUGUCAUAGCUGCACGUCCUUCUAGUUGCUGUAUGUGGGACGCGGCCUCAGCAUGGCCUGAGAAGCGGUGCGUCGGUGCGCGCCCAGGAUCCAAACCCAGGCCGCCAGCAGCGGAGCGCGCGCACUUAACCGCUAAGCCACAGGGCCGGCCCAGCCAGCCGCAUUUUUAAUCUGUAAUCUAAGCGUCACGCUCAAUUGCUACGAUGUCAGGCCACAGAUGAGAGAAACUAAAGAAAAGGGGGCUGGAAAGGAUCUUUGACGGGGGCUGGGGAGUA